UACAAACACUGCCAUCGGCCCUUCGGAUGCUUUCGGUUAUUUGCUGCGGAUUGAACUGGAACUACUUUUUUCCUUAGCAGCAAAAGCGUCAAAAUGGCUGCCUGGCAGCAGACGCCGGAAAAGAUAACUGACAUUAGCUGUUGUUUCUGUUUUAGAACAAACCUUUCAAAUUGUUAUUCACUUUCUGGUCCUAAGUUUUCGAAAUUCAAUAAUCUAUUUUCUUCUUUUUUAAGUUCAAAUCAAUUAUUACAGGAAAUUACCAUCAUACCAUCCACUCGGUUAUGCCGUGGUUGCUUUCAAAAGAUACAAAAUUUUAUUUCCUUUAGACAAGAGGCAGUUAGUAAUUUGAUUAAGUUUAGAGAUGGGUACCAACAAUCCAAAAAAAGAAUGGCUAACUUCUCUCCAGAUUUAGAUUUAAGUGUAGCAGUCCAGGCAGAUACAAGUGUAGAAGAUUCAUCGCAAUUAUGUAUUAUCCCACGUCCAUCAGUUAAAGAAGACAGAGCUAAGAGUAAAGAUGAAGAUUUCUCACAGCUAUACUCAGAACAUGAUUACAGCAGACAAAUAUCUUCAGGUCAUUUCAAUAUACCUAUUGAAUUACAAAAACCUACCAAAAAUAUUGACAAUGAACAUGGAUAUACUAGACCAAGAACAAAUGGAAAAGCUGUGUGCAAAGAAUUGUUUCCUGUACCAAUUAACAGAGAUGCACCAGACCUGAGUAUAAAACCUAUAAACAGUAAUAAGAACUUUUUAAAGGUAAUCAGUAAUGAAUGCAUGCAUGUUUCCACCAAGCGUCAAGGUGAACAGAGUGUUUUAAUGAGGAAAAAAUCCAUGGAAUCCCUUGCAGAUGAAAAUACUGAUAUGACAAGAGAAAUUUUGAAAGAAAUGAAAGACAGAACCCCAUCACUGUUGGAAAUGUUGGAAGCAACUUUUGUAAAAGAGCACAAUGACACUGCUGAUGAGAAAAUAAAGGAGGCAAUAGCAUUAGUUUAUGGAGUGAUUAUGUUUACCAGAAAUCCAGAAUUAAGUGCUUAUCAGAGAUUGAUAACAGCCUUAUGUAUUAGGGGACGUGCUGAGGAUAUGCUUUUAAGUCGACUGAACAAGAUCGGGCUUACAUUGUCAACUGCAAGUAAGCAGAGGUUGAUAGCAGAGUGUGGAAAAAACUCCAACAAAAAAUUGAUAGAUUAUUUAGAGGGAAGUCCAUUGCUAAAAAUAACUGGAGACAACUUGGACAUAUUUAUAAAGCCAAGUUGUCAAUCUACAGAAAAAAGCAAUUAUGAUCUCCACUUAUUUGCUUCCAAUGCAAUAUCAUGUAGAGCCGCUACCCCAGACCUGAAUAUGUCAGCACCAAAAGAUGUAGGGCCACUUAACAGUGAUAUAGUGAGAUUAACAGAUACAGAGAAGGAUCACAUUAGAAAUUCGUAUAUUGUUCUGGUAGGUUCCAAUGAAAUACAGCUUCAUUGGUUGAACUUGAAAUGUUACAAAGCUUUGUAUAGAAAAGAGAGUAUGAUGGAAGAAGGCACAAUGUCAUACUUUAGAAAUGUAUUGAAAAAAAACGAUGUCAAUGGGAAGGUCAAAGGCCAUUUCAAGACUCAUAGUGAGUUCUUCAAGAUACUUACAGAGUCCCUUAUCAGAGAACAGGCUCUUGAACUUUUCAACAUGAGGGAGACAUCAGAUGAUACAUUUCCCGCUGGUAUAGACAAGGCAUGCCGAGCCACAAAAGAGGUUGCCAUGCGUAAUAUUGGCAACUCGCUACUCGACAUGCUGGGUUUCCUACAAGCGGGAAUGAAUACAGACGAUGAGAAGUUCAACUACUGUAGUAAUCUUUGUCUGCGAGGAUUGCAUUAUUUGCAAUUGGAGGAUACUGCCAAGGAAGGCAAUUUGACCAUGGUCUCACCCAAUUUGAAGGUUUGCAUACCUAUAUUUUAUCAGCAUUCCUGUCUAUCUAAAUACAUGGUGGAGUGUAUUGACUACCUAAUGAAGGUGAAUCAUUACAUGUCUCCUUUAGACAGCCUAAGGAUUCUGGAGGGAAGUUUUGUUAAUUUAAGAGGUGGUGUUGGGAACAAUGUAGAAGCUGACUUGGUACAGGAACACUCUGUGAGGAAUCAGAAGGAUCUGAUAAGGGGGCUAGGUGCCAACAAAACUGAAAAUGCCAUAUCAACAGUAACAGCAGCUGCUCCUAUCAUAACCUCCAUAUGCAGAAAUUUUGAUAACCAGCAUGAUAUCAUCAAAAAAGGUAAUAGGCAUACCAAACACAUAUCAGAAGAAGACGUCAAUAUCUUGAAAAAAUCGUUGAGAAAGUUAAGGCCAUUCAAAGUAACUGCAGGUCGGAAGUGCAGGAGUUUUAAUAACAUUACAAACAGUCCAGCUGGGAGAGUUGAUGUCAACAAGAUGGAAAUAGAUAUCAAUAGAAUAGUAGAGAGAUUAGGUAGAGGGUUGGCCCAGAAUGAUGAUAGUGAGGAGGAUGAUGAUGAUGAUGAUGAUGAUGAUGAUGAUGAAGACACUGAUUCUGAUUUACCAGAUAUUCCCUGAAUUUGCCUUUUUGAAGUCAGUUGUGAGGACAGAAUGUGGAGAUUUUCAGUAUCAACGUUGUUAUAAGAAAUUAGCUGAUUCAGCAUGCAGGUUAUAAAGGUUCAAGAUUCUUUUUGUAUCUUAUAAUUAAUGUAAUUUUAUUAUUUGUAAUAUUCAGUACAUUAAGGAUGUAAUUAGGAGAAAUUAAAUGAAGCAGGAAUUUAAUAUUGAUACUAUAAGUUGGAAGAACAUAUUAGGUUAAAGAUAAAAUAAGCUAAAAUAUUGAUAGUCAUUGAGGUUAUUUUUAAAAUAUUAAAAUAAAUUGCCUAAGAGAGAAUGGUUCAAUGACAAUUCAGAAUUAAAGAAAGGAUGCAUUUUAUCACCUCUUUUGUUCAUUAUUUUUAUCAAUGAUCUUAUUGAUGAGGUCUAGAGGUUAAAUGUUGGCAUAAAACUUGAUGAUGAUAUUGUUUAUGUAAUUGUAUAUGCAGAUGACAUUGUAUUUAUCUGUGAUAAUGAAAAAGAUUUACAAAAAAUAUUAGCCAUUUUAGGUCAGUGGUAUAACACUAAUGAUCUUGUUGUAUAUUUAAGUAAAGCAUGUCAAAAAUUGUUCAUUUUAGACCCCAGUCAGUACAGAGAUCUAGGUUUCCAUUUAUGUUUAAUGAUUAUAGCAUAGAUAUUGUAGGAAAUUAUAUAUAUCUGGGACUAGUGUUGAAUGAAUAUUUGAAUUAUAUGGAUACACAAAACUUUUUGAUACACUGGUUAUGUCAGUUAUCGAUUAUGGUGCCUCAAUAUGGUGAGCUAGGGAAUUAACAGGUAUAAAUGCAAUUAAAAAUAGAGCCAUGCAUUUUUUUAUGGGUGUCGAAAAUUAUACCCAAAAUAUAACUUUAUAUGGAGAUACGGGCUGGAUGCCAUAUAUAAUUAAACAAUGGUUAUGUAUUUUUAGGAAUUGAACAAGAUUUUUGAAAAUGAAUUAUACCUGACUUACUAAAAAAGUGUUUUUAUGGGCAAAUACAAUUUGUAAUAGUGAAAUCAAAAACAGAGAACUUGAUAUUGAAAAUGUUUGUAAUAUAAACUGUACUUUUAGUAAAAAUUAUAUUAAGAAUAUUGAGAGUAGUGUAUUUGAAUUGUACAAGAGAAAAUGGUCACUGUAAACCGUGUACCUAUA
Mytilus trossulus (common blue mussel) is the source of this 3673-nucleotide messenger RNA. RefSeq lists its product as uncharacterized. Gene Ontology annotation, cellular component: nucleus. The record is from RefSeq and is a predicted model, not a curated record. NCBI's taxonomy places the organism in Eukaryota, Metazoa, Mollusca, Bivalvia, Mytilida, Mytilidae. Gene Ontology annotation, molecular function: zinc ion binding. The transcript has 10 exons. The coding region runs from base 94 to 2529 and encodes 811 amino acids.